Molecule: messenger RNA, 1401 nt
Organism: Alnus glutinosa
Lineage: Eukaryota; Viridiplantae; Streptophyta; Magnoliopsida; Fagales; Betulaceae
Product: triacylglycerol lipase 1
Exons: 9
Coding region: 90-1310 (406 amino acids)
Biological process (GO): lipid metabolic process
Molecular function (GO): hydrolase activity, acting on ester bonds
Source: RefSeq, a predicted model, not a curated record
AAUGAGAUUAGCGUGUUUCCGCCUAGUGGACUGUAGACCUCACUUCCCUUGCCUUUGCCCUCCCUUCCCGCCCACUCCGAUCUCUGAGAAUGGCGAGGUCAGCGCUGGCGGUGCUGGCCUUCCUCCUGUGUCUUUUCCCCUCCCAGAUCCCCGCACAGUUAGCCGUUGGCCUCACCGGCAAUACCAGUCUCCGCCUCCAACCGCCAAACGAUACUUUGUGCGCGCACCGCAUUCGGCCCGCUGGAUACCAUUGCUCCGAGCACACGGUUCAAACGAAGGAUGGUUAUUUAUUGGCCCUUCAGCGCGUGUCGUCUUGUACUGGGGAUAUAAAAGAACAGCGGGGUCCUCCGGUUCUGCUUCAGCAUGGGCUUUUCAUGGCAGGUGAUGUGUGGUUUCUGGAUUCUUCAGAGCAAUCAUUGGGCUUCAUCCUUGCAGAUAAUGGUUUUGAUGUUUGGGUAGGAAAUGUGCGUGGAACACGUUGGAGUUAUGGGCAUAUAUCUCUAUCAGAGAAAGAUAAGGAUUUUUGGGAUUGGAGUUGGCAGGAACUGGCUCUGUAUGAUCUUACAGAUAUGAUAUCCUGCAUAAAUUCGAUAACUAACACCAAAAUUUUUGUUGUUGGACACUCACAGGGUACAAUCAUGUCUUUGGCUGCUUUCACUCAGCCAGAUAUAGUGGAAAUGGUUGAAGCUGCUGCUCUUCUGUCUCCAAUAUCAUACUUGGAGCAUAUCACUGCCCCGUUUGUACUUAGAAUGGUUAAUAUGCAUCUUGAUCAGAUGAUUCUUGCCAUGGGCAUUCAUCAACUGAACUUAAGAAGUGAUUGGGGAGUCAACCUCUUGGAUUCCAUAUGUGAUGGCCAUGUAGACUGCAAUGACUUGCUAACUUCCAUAACAGGGAAGAAUUGUUGCUUCAAUAACUCGCGGGUGGAUUUCUAUCUUGAAUAUGAACCUCACCCGUCAUCUUCAAAGAACUUGCGUCAUCUAUUCCAAAUGAUUCGGAAGGGUACUUUUUCCAAGUAUGAUUAUGGACUAUUCAAAAACCUAAAGCUAUAUGGUCAGUCAAAACCCCCUGUAUUUGAUCUUGGCCGCAUACCCAAGUCAUUGCCACUAUGGAUGGCUUACGGAGGCAAUGAUGAUUUAGCUGAUCUGAUGGAUCUGCAGCGCACUCUCAAGGAAUUGCAGUCCAAACCAGAGUUACUUUAUCUCGAGAACUAUGGUCAUGUAGAUUUCAUGUUGAGUGUAAAUGCAAAGAAAGAUCUUUAUGAUAAUAUUAUUCUGUUUUUAAGGUCAUGGGGAAGGCCUAGUAGUUUCUGAAAUGAUUGCUUGCAAUAUGUAAAUUGUAUGGUCCGUGGAGGUACUUUCCUUCUUUUUUUAAUAUAUAUAUAUAUAUAUAUAUUUUAAAUUA